CCUCUUACCGUUUCCGAGAUCCCUGUAGUGAGAAGCGAAUUUGUAACAGCGUGUAUUGUAAAUUUCCAAACAGCUCCUUUUUUUUUCAUUUAAAGACAGUGAAACAUGGAUUUUCGAAAAUGUUUUAUUACAUCCUGUAAAAAUACAAAUUUCAAUUCGAAGAAAAUUUUCAUAGCUGUUCCUAGCAAUGGAACAAUUAGAAAAAAUUGGUGUUUGGCUGUGGACAGAAGAAAUAUUCUAUCAAGCACUUCAAGAAUUUAUUGCUGCGAAGACCACUUUAACAUGGAACAAGAUUGCGAAAAUUGGAUAAAGUUCAAAUUGAUGAAUUGCUCGAUAAGAAUGAAGAAGGACGCAGUUCCCCAUCUCAAUUUAUAUGUCCAAGAACCACUAAAUGAGAAGCAAUUACAAUGUCUCCCUGCCAAAAAGAAAAAAAAAUCAGAAUUUCUGGAGCCAAAUUUGCAAGUAAUUACAGAAACUCCUUUCAGUCACAUUCAACAGAGCCAUAAAGCUGUUCAAGUGCAUAUUAAAGCAGUAACGGAAGAUAAAGGUAUUCAAGUGGAAAUUAAAAAAAAGACGAGAUCAUCUGGAGUAAACACAAUAUCAGUGACCAGUUCUGUUGCAACAUCACCAUUAAAAUUACCACAUGAAGUGCCAUCAGGAAAAAGCGGUUCUCCGUUAAUUUCUAUUACAUCUUCCUCUUCAACUCAGUCACAUGUUACAUCUGACAUCUGACUAUGAAGUAGAAGAAUCAAUGGAUUCAUGAAAAUAGUCAAAAAAUGAAAGUGCUUAUCUAAAGGCGAUAUCGUACGCACCUGGGGUCGCUGAACAAGCUGGGACGGUCUGUUUUUGGGCAAGUCAUUCCAUUAUGGAAAAAAAUCGAAAAUCUCUAAAAAAUUAAUGAGCUAAAGAUGAACUGAAUUCAGUUUUGGAUCGGUCAGGACUGUUAUUGUCUACCGGAAUUAUUUCAGAUUUUUCUGAACAUUAAAAAUUUUUGGGAAAAUCGAUACUGUAGUGCAUCGAUUUUCUUAAAAAUUUUUUCCCUGAAAAUAGUCAAAAAAUUAAAGUGCUCAUCUAAAAAAGG
Molecule: messenger RNA, 1081 nt
Organism: Anoplophora glabripennis (Asian longhorned beetle)
Lineage: Eukaryota; Metazoa; Arthropoda; Insecta; Coleoptera; Cerambycidae
Exons: 4
Coding region: 106-732 (208 amino acids)
Source: RefSeq, a predicted model, not a curated record